Molecule: messenger RNA, 2981 nt
Organism: Amblyraja radiata (thorny skate)
Lineage: Eukaryota; Metazoa; Chordata; Chondrichthyes; Rajiformes; Rajidae
Product: E3 ubiquitin-protein ligase RNF31
Exons: 20
Coding region: 30-2489 (819 amino acids)
Biological process (GO): protein linear polyubiquitination; protein transport
Cellular component (GO): LUBAC complex
Molecular function (GO): zinc ion binding; ubiquitin protein ligase activity; K48-linked polyubiquitin modification-dependent protein binding
Source: RefSeq, a predicted model, not a curated record
UCCACAUUCUCUUUCAGUUUCGGUUUCCGAUGCAGGAGGAUGCUGGAUGUUGUUAUGUUGCCGGCAGGACGAUGAAUGUUUGGGAGAACCGGCUGAAGAACGGCUUGCUGAAGCAUUUAUACGAUCAUCCAACAGAAGUUAUAAAAGAGCUUAAAAAUGUGCGAGCAGUCUACAGAGACCUGUCGGUGAAUUUUGACUUUUAUUGUCACUCAACUGGAUUUAAAAGUCAACUGGUUAAUGUAAAUGGUACUAUUCCUGUAUCAUGCGAAGGCCAAAUUUACAACCUUCCGAUAACCAUCUGGUUGCACAACACACACCCCAAGUGUCCUCCAAAAUGUUUUGUGAAGGGGCUACCAGUUCAUGACCGAACGACAGGAGACUUUUUGGAUGAUGUUAGCAAUAAGUCUUCAAGUUACUUGUGCAAUUGGAAAUAUCCAAGAUCACAGUUGUUGGGACUCGUUGAAGAAAUAAAAGCAUCAUUUACAAACUCCUUAAAUAAUUCACCGCAAAUUACAGAUUCAGAAGAGGCCCAUUGUGCAAAAGACACACCUUUCCAUUCUGGAGAGAAUGCUUCAAACAAGUCUGAGAAGAUAUCUUACGUUAGAGAGCUGAUGGCUAUGGGGAUCUCAUUUACACAUCCCCCUACAAAAGCUUCUCCUCCUGUGGGUAUGAAUUCAGAAGAUCAUGUGGUUCAGAAGAAAAUCGAUUCCGUGAAACAAACUGCGGAUUUCUUUGAUGAUUUGCAUAUUGACAAGGUGAUAAAGACAUUAAACCUGAUGACUCCCUCCCUGAAAAAUCAAGAUUUGACUUCACUUGAUGCUCAGAGGCCACGUUCACACAAGGACAAGCAGAGAGUGCAGGUGCUCAACAUUCCUACUGAUUUACCAGAGCACAGGAUGAAAGACAAGCUGAGCAUAUUUUUCCAAAGCUUUCGAAAUGGUGGUGGGGAAAUUGCUGAUCUUCAGUAUCCAGGCCCGAUUCCAGCAUCUGCCAUUAUCACUUUUGUCGAAACCAAAGUUGCAGAAAGACUUGUCCAACAGGGACAACAUUUAUUCACCCAUAAUAAUAAAAACUACCCAGUACAUCUAAAGUUCCAUGAUGACAAAGAUGUAGUUUCUGCCGAAAAUGACAUUGGUAACAACAUUUCCACUGUGGAUAUAAAACAUGACCACCAGAAUUGGCAAGGAUUGCCAUCGAAUGCUGCUGAUUCUUCAAAGGAAAAAUCAGACCUCUUUCAGCGUCUCCUGAGCACGGAUGACCAGAAUUUCAGCGCAGAGGAUGUGAUGGAGGUUGUGCAGUCGGGAUUAAAUUAUGAAUCAGCUUUGCGGUACCUCUCUCACGAGUGUCCCAUUUGCAGUGAACAAGUAUCGUUUAGCAGGGUUGUCACAAUGACCCACUGUAGCUGUUCGUUCUGUGAAAAUUGCUUCAAGAACUAUUUCACAUCAGUCAUAAAGGAACAAAGUAUUGUCAAUGUGGUUUGCCCAAUAUGCAGGGCCCCAAAUUUGAAAAGCCCAAAACACAAAGAAGAUAUCACAGAGUACUUUAAUUUCAUGGACAUUCAGAUUCGCCACUAUCUGGAUGGAAAAACUCAUGAACUGUUUCAAAGAAAGCUACGGGACCGAACGCUAAUGGAAAUGGCAAACUUCAGAUGGUGUGCGCAUUGUUCCUUCGGGCUAUUGCACGACUUUGAUCGGCUGAGGGUGGAUUGUCCUUCUUGUAAUAAAAGCACAUGCUUCCGGUGUAAGAUUCCUUGGGAGCCGCAGCAUGAAGGAAUCAGCUGUGAACAGUUCAUGAAGUGGAAGCAACAAAAUAACCCUGAGUAUCAGGCUAGGGCACUGGACAGCUACCUCAAGCAGAAUGGAAUAGAGUGCCCUAAUUGCACAGCUCAAUUUGACUUGUCGAGAGGAGGUUGUAUGCAUUUUAAUUGCCAGGAAUGUCAACAUCAGUUCUGCGGUGGCUGCAGGAGACCAUUUAAGUUAGGAUCGGCUUGUGCAUUUAUGGAGAACUGCGUUACAAAGGGUUUGCAUGCUCACCAUCCGCGGAACUGUUUCUAUUACCUCAGAGACUGGAGUGUGGAACGGAUGAAGCAGCUGUUAACUAUAGGACCUGUUCCCUUGACUGAGUUCAUAGCAGAUACCAACCAUGGGCAAGUGGAAGAUAAAUGUAAAGUCAUGGAGCAGAGAGAAUCCUUGCAAUAUCUAAAGGAUGAGCAGUGUGGACAAUCUUCAGUUAAAGGCUACUCAGGCAUCUGCAAUAUCCAUUUGAAACAGCACUUGGUUGAACUUAUAAAUACAAAUAAUUUGGAUCCAGCUGUACUGUACAGCAAGGUGGAGAUAUUAAUGGAACUCCAGCGCUGGAAUAUUUCUGUUCCUAAUAAACACCUUAGUGAAUCAGAAGAUCAAUUUAUAGGAAGAUUAAGACAUAAAAUAAUGAAGGAGCUGAAGUUGGCUCAACAAACCAUUCUCGACAAGAAUUCAGGAUUGCUUUGAUUAUCAAUCAAAUGUAUUAUGAGAAAUGGAAGUACUACAGUGGACAGAAAAUUCCUAUGGUUGAAAAUUAAAGUUUCACUGACAAUGCAGGGAGGCCUGAGCUAGUUUCACAUAGGCCAAGAAGGAAUCAGGUUUCUUAUGUGAAAAUCACAACACUAUAUACAGAUAACUAUUUUGCAGUUAUGCAGAGUUACACUAAGAAAUGUCACUACCUGAACAAACCUUAAGGUGCACUUUCCUGCCUUAGUGGAAGGUCUUCAAGUAACAUUUCGCCAUGGGAACUACUCUCACAAGUAUUGGGAUUGAUCAGAGUCCAUUUUAAGUAGUAAGUGGAAGAUGGGAUGGAACCCACGUAAUUGUGAUGGAUCAUAAGAGAUUGGAGUAGAAUUAGGCCAUUCGGCCCCUUCACCAUUCAAUUAUGGCUGAUCUAUCUCUCCCUCCUAACCCCAUUCUCCUGCCUUCUCCCUAUAACCUCUGACACCCGCACUAAUC